AUGGGGGGGAUAAUGAGUGUAAAUAAACCCUCGCAAGAGGCAAGUGCUUCAUAUCGAGAGACUGCUGCUGCAGCUAGCCACCGACGAACCCCUGCUGCUUCUCCCGGUGCUGCAGCAACAGCAGGAGCAGCAAACAGCAGCAGCAGAAAUGCCACUGCAGCAAGAACUGCACAGACAGACAAAACUUCGUCAAAAACAGCAGGCCGAACAGGCUCUAGCGGGAGCUCUGCCUCUAAAGACAGAGAGGGCAGCAGCAGCAAGAACAGGAGCAGCAGCAGCAGCAGCAGCAGCAGCAAGAACAGGAACAGUAGCAGCAGCAGCAGCAAGAACAGGAGCAGCAGCAGCAGCAGCACUGCUCUGAGAAGCAGCAGCAACACAUCCUCGAAGAAGAGCAGCAGCACUAAAGCAGCAGCAGCAACAGCAGCACUACGCACAACCAGCAGGAGGCCCAGGGGUCGCCCCAGGGGUGGCUUUGGGAGUGUAUUGGAUGCUGUUCGCGGUGUAUCUGCAGCGGAGACAGAGAAAAAGCAGCAGCAGCAGCAGCGGCAGCAGCAGCAGAAGAAGCAAAAGAAACCAGAGCCGGAGGCACAGAAAGAUGUUAAAGAAGAACUGCAAAAACGCAUGCAUGAGAAGCAAAGAGAAGAAAGACACAAAAAAAGAAGUGCUUCUGCUGCUGCACAAGAAACAAUGAAAGCAAAGAUAUCCACUGUAAAGACAGAGCAGCAAAAGGGUGCUGCCAGCAGCACCAACAGCAGCCGCAGCAGCGACAGCAGCAGCACCAGCAGCAGCAGCAGCAAGGCACAAGCAGCAGCUGCCUCCAAGAAACGAAAGGAAUCCGGAGCAGCAAACUCUAGCGCGGAUAGCAGCAAGACCAAGACAGAGAAGCAGCAAGAGAAGAGGCAGCGCCGCUGCUGCUCUCGGCGUUAG
Eimeria acervulina is the source of this 927-nucleotide messenger RNA. RefSeq lists its product as hypothetical. NCBI's taxonomy places the organism in Eukaryota, Apicomplexa, Conoidasida, Eucoccidiorida, Eimeriidae. Bases 1 to 927 code for a protein of 308 amino acids. The record is from RefSeq and is a predicted model, not a curated record. The transcript has a single exon.